This is a messenger RNA of Pipistrellus kuhlii (Kuhl's pipistrelle), 3113 nucleotides long. RefSeq names its product component of oligomeric golgi complex 6 (gene COG6). Gene Ontology annotation, biological process: intra-Golgi vesicle-mediated transport. Gene Ontology annotation, cellular component: COG complex. Lineage: Eukaryota; Metazoa; Chordata; Mammalia; Chiroptera; Vespertilionidae. The transcript has 19 exons. The coding region runs from base 77 to 2050 and encodes 657 amino acids. The record is from RefSeq and is a predicted model, not a curated record.
UGCGCCGCACACCGCGCACGCGCAGUCCUCGCUGCCGGUCCGGCGGCCACGGCGGCGCGGGGCGGGCUCCUGCGCGAUGGCCGAGGGCAACGGGGAGGCAGUCACGGUCCCCGCGUCCGGGGCCGCCAACGGCCUCAGCAAUGGGGCGGGCGGCACCUCGGCGCAGCCCAACAACCCGCUGUCGCGGAAGCUGCAUAAGAUUUUGGAGACGCGGUUGGACAAUGACAAGGAAAUGUUGGAAGCUCUCAAGGCACUUUCAACCUUUUUUGUUGAAAAUAGUUUGCGGACGCGAAGAAAUUUACGUGGAGAUAUUGAACGCAGAAGUUUAGCCAUCAAUGAAGAAUUUGUAAGCAUUUUCAAGGAAGUGAAGGAAGAACUUGAAAGCAUAAAUGAAGAUGUUCAAGCAAUGAGCAGCUGUUGUCAAGAUAUGACAAGUCGCUUACAGGCAGCAAAGGAACAAACUCAAGAUUUGAUAGUAAAAACCACUAAGCUUCAAGCUGAAAGUCAAAGAUUAGAAAUAAGAGCACAAGUUGCCGAUGCUUUCUUAUCCAAGUUCCAACUAACUUCUGAUGAAAUGAGUGUUCUCCGAGGUACAAGAGAAGGACCUAUUACUGAGGCUUUUUUCAAGGGAUUGGGAAGAGUAAAACAGAUUCAUAAUGAUGUCAAAGUCCUCUUGCGUACAAACCAACAAACAGCAGGUUUAGAAAUUAUGGAACAGAUGGCCUUGCUUCAAGAAACAGCUUAUGAAAGACUUUAUCGAUGGGCUCAAAGUGAAUGCAGAACAUUGACACAAGAAUCAUGUGACAUAUCUCCAGUAUUAACUCAGGCAAUGGAAGCCCUGCAGGAUAGACCUGUCUUAUAUAAGUAUACCUUAGAUGAAUUUGGAACAGCUAGAAGAAGUACAGUUGUCCGUGGAUUUAUUGAUGCUCUUACUAGAGGGGGCCCAGGAGGUACACCUAGACCCAUUGAAAUGCACUCCCAUGACCCUUUAAGAUAUGUAGGAGAUAUGUUGGCUUGGCUCCAUCAAGCUACUGCUUCUGAAAAAGAACACCUUGAAGCUCUCUUAAAGCAUGUAACUACACAAGGUGUUGAAGAAAAUAUUCAAGAAGUUGUUGGGCAUAUCACUGAGGGGGUAUGCAGGCCUCUAAAGGUUCGAAUUGAACAAGUAAUAGUCGCUGAACCUGGAGCGGUUUUAUUAUAUAAAAUUUCUAACCUCCUAAAAUUUUACCACCAUACAAUCAGUGGCAUUGUUGGAAAUAGUGCAACCACAUUGUUGACUACCAUUGAAGAAAUGCAUUUGCUAAGCAAAAAAAUAUUCUUCAAUAGCUUGAGUCUUCAUGCAAGUAAAUUAAUGGACAAGGUUGAACUCCCACCACCUGAUCUUGGACCAAGUUCUGCAUUAAAUCAGACACUCAUGUUGUUGCGUGAAGUUUUGUCAUCUCAUGAUUCCUCAGUUGUACCAUUAGAUGCCCGUCAAGCUGAUUUUGUGCAGGUUUUAUCGUGUAUCUUGGAUCCUCUCCUUCAGAUGUGUACUGUGUCAGCCAGCAAUUUAGGCACAGCUGACAUGGCAACUUUCAUGGUCAAUUCACUGUAUAUGAUGAAGACAACAUUAGCUCUGUUUGAAUUUACUGACAGACGUCUAGAAAUGCUACAGUUUCAGGUUGAAGCACAUUUGGACACACUUAUAAAUGAGCAAGCUUCUUACGUUUUAACUAGGUCAGGAUUGAGUUACAUCUAUAACACCAUACAGCAACAUAAACCUGAACAGGGUCCUUUGGCUAAUUUUCCCAACCUAGAUUCUGUGGCACUGAAGGCUGCAAUGGUGCAGUUUGAUCGUUACCUGUCAGCCCCAGACAACCUGUUAAUGCCACAGUUGAACUUCCUUCUCAGUGCCACAGUAAAAGAGCAGAUCAUCAAACAGUCUACUGAAUUAGUCUGUAGAGCCUAUGGUGUGGUGUAUACUGCUGUGAUGAAUCCAGUCAAUGAAUACAAAGAUCCAGAGACCAUUCUACACCGAUCGCCACAGCAAGUGCAGACACUUCUCUCCUGAUUAUAUUAUUUGAAUGUUAGCAAAAUAUUGCAUUCCAAGAACACUGAAGGUUUUCUUGGUAUUUAGUUGGUCAAUCUUUACUUUGAAAUUUGAUAGAUACAGUUUUCUUUGUGUCAAAAGAUUGUAAGUCCCAAUAAUUACUUUUUUUUGGUCACAGUAUUGUGGAAGUAAGGAACUUAUGUUGACCUGAAGUAGUGUUGCUCUAUUUCUACUCUCCAUGUAGAGAAGCUCUGUUAUCUGCACCUCUCCAGCUCUGCCGUUUCCCCUCUAUUUUGGAAUAUGAUUGUACGGGGAAAAAGGAGUAGAUGAAGUUGGAGGGAUUUUUUUUACAAGAUCAGUUUUAAAUUAACUAUAUCUAAAAAAAUAGAUUUAAGAAUUAGUAUGAGGAUAUGACCUAAGAAAUGUCACUUUACCUAAAGAUUUGUUUGCUUUCUCAUUAGUUAUGUGAGUAGGUGCACUUACAUUGAGGAGCAGGAAUGUACACUCAGCAAAAGCAGGCAGGGAAAGAAAUAAUUUAAACUGUGUGGAUUCCACUCUGUGUAUGCCUUGAGCUUAAUUCAGUGUGAAGUUUAGCACUUAGAAUGGGGUUUAGGUGUGUAGACAUUCUGUACUGCAUAAAACUCUAGUCUUUAAAGAUAGAUAUUUGUUAUACAAUGUGAGCUCUAAAUUCAACCAGGUACAAAUUUUGUCGGAUGUUCAAACCAAAGAAAUAAUGAUCUAUUCUAACAGUGGAAGAAAAAUGCCAGAGUAGCAAUUGCUAAUUGACAUUAAUUGAUAUCUAUCUCCAUGGUGGCCCCUUAACCAAGAUGAUUUGGGUUCUCAUUUUAGAGCUUUAUCUAUGAGUAAUACUCAAAAUCACUGUGUAUUUAAAAAAAAUAAUAAUAAAUUUCAGUGUUUCAUGUGACCUUGCUUUGUAAGAUUUUGAGCAAAAUGUCUUAAUUUCUGGUAAAUCAACCAAAAGAAAUCUUGAAUUAUAAAUUAGAAAACCAAAGCAUAAGGAAAAGUUGACUAAGUUAAGAUAUUUCGAAAAGUAGUAAGAUAAAAUUAACACUUAUAUUAAAAU